Molecule: messenger RNA, 1822 nt
Organism: Petromyzon marinus (sea lamprey)
Lineage: Eukaryota; Metazoa; Chordata; Hyperoartia; Petromyzontiformes; Petromyzontidae
Source: RefSeq, a predicted model, not a curated record
ACUCCCCACCCAUUCACUCGCGCGCAGUACCGCGAUGUCCCGAGCAAACGCGCACUCUGAAACACCACCACCACCUACUACACAACCACCCAACACCACCAUCAACAACAACUUCCUACAACCAAACUCACACGCGUGCCCGCCUUCCCCGUUUCCGCAGAGACCACCACCACCACCACACGGGUGAAGAGCCUGAACACGGGGGGAGGGGUUGUUGUUGUUUUAUUAUUUAGACGAAGCUCAGAGAAGAUCUCACGUGUGUGGGGAGAGGAGACGAGGCUGACGAGGCGGCCGGUGGUAGUUGUGGUGGUGGUGGUGAUGGCGCCCUACCCGGCCCUGCGAUGCUGUGUGCGGGUGGUGAAUUGGGUACCGGUCGUGUUCAUCGUCCUGGUCGUCUGCUGGUCCUACUUUGCCUACGUGGUAGAGUUGUGCGUCUUUACUGUGCAAAACGUCGGUGAAAAAGUGGUCUACCUGUUACUCUUCCACGUGCUGUUUGCUGUCUUGGUGUGGUCCUACUGGAAGACGAUAUUCACAGAGCCACAGGGGCCGUCAGCAGAGUUCUCGUUGCCGUACACGGAGCGCGAGCUGCUGGAGAGGGAGGGCCGGGAGGACGGGCGCCACGAGAUCCUCCAACGGGCGGCCGCGUCGCUACCUCUGCACACGCGGACGCUGGCAGGGGCCAUCCGCUACUGUGAGAAGUGCAACCUCAUCAAGCCGGACCGCUGCCACCACUGCUCCACUUGCGAAGCGUGUAUCUUGAAGAUGGACCAUCAUUGCCCAUGGGUGAACAACUGCGUGGGGUUUGCCAACUACAAGUUCUUUGUGCUCUUCCUGGCCUACUCGCUCCUCUACUGCGUGUACGUGUCCGCCACUGUGCUGCAGUACUUUCUCAUGUUCUGGAGGGUGAGUACGCGGAGCGCCCUGCCCGACGACCAGGCAAAGUUCCACGUCCUCUUCCUCUUCUUCGCCGGCGUCAUCUUCGGGGUGAGCGUCGUGUCGCUCUUUGGGUACCACUGCUGGCUCGUGUGCAAGAACCGCUCCACCCUGGAGGCGUUCCGGGCACCCAUCUUCAGGCACGGCCCCGACAAGAACGGAUUCAACCUGGGUGUGCGCAAGAACGUUGAGCAGGUGUUUGGGGACCAGGCCAGGUACUGGAUCCUGCCUGUACCUAGCAGUCUGGGAGAUGGCUGCUCAUUCCCCACGUGCCUCGUCCCUGCAGACGUCGAGACAGGCGGCUCCAUCACCAGCCCAGCCCUGAGUGGGAACGGACAUCCCGAGCCAGCGGGUUGCCCCUACGAGCCGCAGUCUCACCUCCUGAUGAGCGGCGGGGAGCAGGCCUGGGGUGAGCGAGCGCACUCGGACGCCCGCAAACCCAUCAUGGAUGUGGAGCAGGACUAGGGCGGCGAGGUCGCCCGUCGGUUCGGAGGCACGGCUCGCACAGUCUGUUAAGGCUGCACGGGGGACCUUUGUCUUUUGUGCGUUGUGCGUUCCGCAGAAUCUCUCACCCAAUGGGGUUCGUCAUGGACGUCGGCGUCAACCGCAGUGUAGCCGCGUCGAUGAUGCCGCCGCCGCCGCCGCUGCUGACGGUGACGAUCGUGAUGACGACGCCGAUGAUGAUGACGACGCCGAUGAUGACGACGACGCCGAUGAUGACGACGACGCCGAUGAUGAUGAUGAUGAUCGUGACGAUGGAGCCCAGGGCCGGCCACUCGUCGUGUCCUCGUAGGACUGAGCACGGAGCGCAGACAACCCUCUCCCUCUGUGUGUCUGUGUGUGUCUGUGUGUGUCUGUGUUUGUGUCUGUGUUUGUGUCUGUGUGUGUC